CAGCCCGUCCACGCCCGUGACUCAUUGUUGUCGUUAGACUUGUCCCGGACAGGUCACUUUGAAAGCAUACCCCGUGAUUGCGCGUCAACUCCACAUUAAAGCGCGUCUCUCCCUCUCAGCUUCCCCACAGCAUACCUACUAAACAAUGUCGAAGGCACAAAAAGUCACAGAAUACCAAGAGCGCGUUUAUGCGCUCCUGCAACAGAUUCCCCAGGGUCGCAUCACGACAUAUGCAGCCAUGUCGAAGGCGCUAAACAGCUCGCCACGUGCAGUCGGCGGCGCGCUGAGAAACAAUCCAUUCGCGCCUGAGAUACCGUGUCACAGAUGCAUUGCAAGUACAGGUUUCAUUGGUGGCUUCAAGGGCGACUGGGAGAAGGUGCCCAGCGGGCAGAAUCAGGUGUCGAAACGGAAGUUGCUGGAGGACGAGGGUGUGUUGUUUGACGCGAAUGGAUUCUUGAUUGACAAGAAGGUGCUUUGGGAUGAGUUCGAUGUGGAGAAGGUGAGGUAAGCGUGCGAGGGGAAGGCAGGGUGGGGCAAGGAAGUGGCGCUACGUCAAAAAGUUCUAGACAGACCGCGGCAGGCAUGUAACAUUCCACAGCAA
This is a messenger RNA of Boeremia exigua, 601 nucleotides long. Its product is annotated as 6-O-methylguanine DNA methyltransferase. Gene Ontology annotation, biological process: DNA repair. The coding region runs from base 146 to 508 and encodes 120 amino acids. Gene Ontology annotation, molecular function: catalytic activity. NCBI's taxonomy places the organism in Eukaryota, Fungi, Ascomycota, Dothideomycetes, Pleosporales, Didymellaceae. The transcript is spliced from 2 exons. The record is from RefSeq and is a predicted model, not a curated record.